AUGGCUAUCACCAACGGCACCAACAGCGUCAACGGCGAGACACACCAUUCAAAGCUGCCGGCGGACUUUGUCUGGGGAUACGCAACAGCUAGCUACCAAAUUGAGGGAGCUCAUGAUGAGGACGGUCGAUUACCUUCCAUCUGGGAUACAUUCAGCAAGACACCAGGGAAAGUAGAAGACGGCACCAAUGGCGAUGUGGCCUGUGAUUCCUAUCACCGUACACAUGAGGAUAUUGCGAUACUGAAGCAAUAUGGUGCUAAGCUGUAUCGCUUCUCAUUGUCCUGGCCCCGAAUUAUCCCCUUGGGUGGCCGAAAUGACCCUGUCAACCAGAAGGGAAUAGAUUUUUACUCGAGAUUCAUCGACGAUCUACUCGCCGCUGGAAUCGAGCCGUUCGUUACCUUGUACCACUGGGAUCUCCCCGAUGAGCUGUUCAAGAGAUACGGCGGCCCCCUCAAUAAGGACGAAUUCGUGGCUGACUACGCAAACUUUGCGCGCAUCGCAUUUGAGAAUUUUGGACCCAAAGUUAAGCACUGGGUUACCUUCAAUGAACCUUGGUGUAGCUCCGUGCUCGGUUUCAAUAUCGGCAAGCAUGCUCCGGGAAGAACGAGCGAUCGCAAGAAGAAUCCCGUCGGUGAUGGUACAACAGAGCCAUGGAUUGUUGGUCAUACGCUUUUGGUGGCUCACGGUACUGCUGUCGAUAUCUACCGAAGGGAGUUCAAGGCAGCACAGGGAGGAGAAAUCGGCAUUACACUUAACGGAGACUGGGCUGAGCCUUGGGACCCGGAAGACCCAGCGGAUAUUGAAGCUUGCACCCGCAAACUCGAAUUUGCAAUAUCCUGGUUCGCAGACCCAAUUUACCAUGGUAAAUAUCCCGACAGCAUGGUGAAACAACUGGGCGAUCGACUCCCACCAUUGAACUCCGACGAAGUCGCCUUAAUUAAGGGUAGCAAUGACUUUUACGGCAUGAACCAUUACUGCGCAAAUUACAUUCGUCACCGAGAAGGCGAAGCAGAUCCAGACGAUACUGCUGGAAACCUUGAUCAUCUCUUUGAAGACAAGUUCGGUAACUCGAUUGGACCCGAGACGAAUUGUGAAUGGCUUCGUCCUCACCCACUGGGUUUCAGGAAGUUAUUGAAAUGGCUCUCUGACCGUUAUGGUUACCCCAAGAUCUAUGUGACAGAGAACGGCACAAGUAUCAAGGGCGAGAAUGACUUGUCAUUAGACGAGCUUCUCAAUGAUGAGUUCCGCGCCCAAUAUUAUAGAGAUUAUGUCGGCGCCAUGGCCGAUGCUUCUGCUAUCGAUGGUGUCAAUGUUAAGAAAUAUAUGGCCUGGAGCUUGAUGGACAACUUUGAGUGGUCUGAAGGCUACCAGUCCAGAUUCGGCGUCACUUACGUCGACUACAAGGACAAUCAGAAACGAAUCCCCAAGAAGAGUGCCCUCGUCAUUGGAGAAUUGUUCAACAAAUACAUCUCGAAAGAGUAG
Messenger RNA from Talaromyces stipitatus ATCC 10500, 1482 nucleotides. Its product is annotated as beta-glucosidase, putative. The record is from RefSeq and is a predicted model, not a curated record. Gene Ontology annotation, molecular function: beta-glucosidase activity. Lineage: Eukaryota; Fungi; Ascomycota; Eurotiomycetes; Eurotiales; Trichocomaceae. Gene Ontology annotation, biological process: carbohydrate metabolic process. Bases 1 to 1482 code for a protein of 493 amino acids. The transcript is spliced from 5 exons.